This is a messenger RNA of Hemibagrus wyckioides, 1694 nucleotides long. Its product is annotated as cathepsin Z. The transcript is spliced from 6 exons. Gene Ontology annotation, cellular component: lysosome. NCBI's taxonomy places the organism in Eukaryota, Metazoa, Chordata, Actinopteri, Siluriformes, Bagridae. Gene Ontology annotation, molecular function: cysteine-type endopeptidase activity. The record is from RefSeq and is a predicted model, not a curated record. Bases 91 to 1005 code for a protein of 304 amino acids.
CGCAAUGCAUUAUGGGUGUUCGUGCCCAGUAUUUGCAUUUAGGGUAGUGCGUAGUGGAUACGCGGCAGCUUUGAGACUUUAUUACACACCAUGACAUUUAUCAGCAGUAUUUUACUUUGGCUGUCAUUUGUUUUGGAUGUUUCUCAACAGGUUCUGAAAGUAAACGCUGUCGAUGAAAUAUCCAGUUCCUGCUACAAACCAGUCAAGUUCAACAGCCCUGCGUUUGUAAGAACCUAUCCUAGACCUCAUGAGUACUUGAACAUCACUGAGCUCCCUGCUGUCUGGGACUGGCGCAACAUUGAUGGGGUAAACUAUGUGAGUGUGACACGCAAUCAGCAUAUCCCUCAGUACUGCGGCUCCUGCUGGGCCAUGGGCUCCACCAGUGCCCUUGCAGAUCGUAUAAACAUUAAAAGGAAAGGGGCGUGGCCAUCAGCGUACCUCUCUGUCCAGAAUGUCAUUGACUGUGGAGGGGCAGGGUCUUGUUUUGGAGGUGAUCACCUGGGUGUGUAUGCUUAUGCACACGAUAGUGGCAUUCCAGAUGAAACCUGUAACAAUUAUCAGGCCAGAAAUCAAAAGUGUGAUCUGUUUAACCAAUGUGGCACCUGCUCAUUCUUCGGGUCCUGUUCUGUUGUGAAGAACUACACGUUGUGGAAAGUAGGAGACUACGGUGAGGUUUCAGGACGGGACCGGAUGAAAGCUGAGAUUUACAAAAAUGGCCCAAUAAGCUGUGGAAUCAUGGCAACUAAAGGCCUUGUGGAAUAUGAGGGAGGCGUAUUUGCAGAGUUUCAUGUCGUCUCACUUAUGAACCACAUCGUAUCAGUGGCAGGCUGGGGAGUCACUGAUGAUGGAAAAGAGUACUGGAUAGUCAGAAACUCCUGGGGUGAAUUUUGGGGUGAGGCAGGCUGGGCCAGGAUAGUCACUAGUGCAUAUAAAGCGGGUAAAGGGAACUGGUACAAUCUUGCCAUCGAGAAAUCCUGUGCAUAUGGAGACCCCAUAGUGGCCUAGAGGAAGAGCAACUGCUGAGAGCGAAUGUGUCCACAUGUCCAGACAAGAGUCCAACUGAGUGCAACAGAGCUUAUUAAAGUGUUAUGAAUAAGAUUGUGUUAGCAAUGGAAUUCUUUUCGUUGUGGUAAAAAUGCAUUAACAUACAUUUGCUGUCAUAUAAUUGCAGGCUUUACAAAGCAGUACCACAGUACUGUUUGUUUGUUGUCUAUUAUUGGCUAUGAACUGUAAAUGUAAAUUAAUUGCUUUUAAUUUUCAUUAUUAUUUAAUGUGUAUUUUACACUAUGUCUUCUUUAAAUAUGUUUGAUUUUCAAUUUAACGCUUGGUUAAUUUUUUUAAUUUUUUUGUUCAAAGUAUUUUUUAUUGAUAUUUUACAUGAUAUAUCAACACUUUCGAAAAGAAAAACAGGAUGAAGUUUUCUUGCUCCAACAGAGCUGGUUAAUUUUUAUUUUAGAUAAAAGUAAGCACAAGUUAAAUAUACAGAGUAACAUAACUAGUACAUACAUUGCUGUACAGUGUCUUGCAUAAGUUUUUACCCCCUUGAACUUUUCUGCAUUCUGUAUUCAUGGCAUUUCAUUUCCAGGUUGAAACACUGCAAAAAUGUAGAAAUGUUCAAGAGGUAAAUCCUUGUUUUGCACAGUAUUUUUGUAUUAUAUGUUGUUUUCUAUUUGCACUGUAUUGGAUUGUAGGAG